AUGUUCAUUAUGACGGAUCAGCAAGAUUAUUGCUAUGCAGAUUUCGCAUUUGAGGCUGAAGUGAAAAGCAAAGAUUACACUGUUGGAUAUUAUAAAUACGAGAUAUAUAUCCAUACCGUCUACAAGGGGGAUAUAAAAGAGAAAUUAGCCACGGACACAAUCUAUGGUGAAGGUCCAUUCUUCUCUUGUGGACCCCAGAUAUUAAAUGUCAGCACCACCUACCUCAUUUACGCCAAAGAAAGAGAUGGCAAGGUGAAAAUUGAAAAUUACAAACCCAUGGAUGGCGUCAGCGAUGAUGACAUCAAACGAAUGACGACAAAAUAUGACUGCAGUUGUAAAAUACGAUUUAGUGACGCCCAGUUAAUAGGCGCUCCGGAUGGUCUGAUACUCCCGGAGGCCAAUGAAAAUGAGUGUAAUGUCCCUAAUAAAUGGUGUUACAGAAAUGGUUUCUGUCAAAGAAAUGAUGAGGGCCGAUGUACAUGGGGAGAACUAGGAUCCUGUAACUAAAAGAAAGUGUAAUAAAUUUGUGGUUUUCUUAUAUAAAAAACUAUCAGAUUAUGCCGUUAGAAAUAGAGUUCGGCAAAAUUUUGCAUA
Molecule: messenger RNA, 594 nt
Organism: Saccostrea cuccullata (small rock oyster)
Lineage: Eukaryota; Metazoa; Mollusca; Bivalvia; Ostreida; Ostreidae
Exons: 6
Coding region: 1-507 (168 amino acids)
Biological process (GO): negative regulation of endopeptidase activity; negative regulation of membrane protein ectodomain proteolysis
Cellular component (GO): extracellular matrix
Molecular function (GO): protease binding; metalloendopeptidase inhibitor activity
Source: RefSeq, a predicted model, not a curated record